Fibroporia radiculosa is the source of this 792-nucleotide messenger RNA. RefSeq lists its product as uncharacterized. The transcript has 5 exons. The record is from RefSeq and is a predicted model, not a curated record. The coding region runs from base 1 to 792 and encodes 263 amino acids. NCBI's taxonomy places the organism in Eukaryota, Fungi, Basidiomycota, Agaricomycetes, Polyporales, Fibroporiaceae.
AUGACAGGGCCCCCGACUCCCCCUCUCAUCACACCCGCUGAGAUUGAAGACGAAGCUCGUACCUCUGAGCCAACACAACCGGAGCAGCCACCGACACCCGCUCCUACAGAGGCACUCCAAACCGACCAGCCUCCCGCGAAUGAACCUGCUCCUGCAACAGUGGUCGAGGAUCAGAGAACUCAAUACGAAAUCCACUUCCGCAAGGUAGCGGAGCUUGCGGAGAAGAGUGAAUAUCAAGAGCUGAUCAAUUUCGCAGAGGAAGUGGACAUCAUUCCUGGCAAUGAGAAACAUCCGACACGAGUUUUCAUAACUGCACCUCUUGUGCUCUCAUACUGCAUUGUGGAUCAACUCCCAGCGGCUCGCCACGCGCUGACGCGACUGCCUAAAUCUCUAGCAAGUCUUCCCGUGACGAAAGGUUUAUAUCGCCUACUUGCUUCCGUCUGGGAGCGAAACUACAGUUCUGUGUAUAUCCGCGCCAAAGAGCUCUUCAAUCUAUGCCAACAAACCGAUCCUGCCAGUGGUGAAUUGCCGACGCUGAUAGCCAACAUGGUGACUGUAUUUGUUGAUGCAUUUCGCGCGAAGACAUUCGCGCUCUUGGCUAAAGCGUACACGUCUCUACCGGUGUCACUUGCGCAUACAUAUCUAGGCUAUUCUCCAGAGGAAUUACUGACGGUUGCGACGUCAAAAGGCUGGAUAUGCCACAACCAAUCCCUCAUUCCUCCUCCACCAAGUACAUCGAGGUCUGAUAACUUCGCAGCACGUACGCCCCUUUAUUUUGUUUAUUAUAUUUGA